Molecule: messenger RNA, 2408 nt
Organism: Polypterus senegalus (gray bichir)
Lineage: Eukaryota; Metazoa; Chordata; Cladistia; Polypteriformes; Polypteridae
Gene: ube2ql1
Product: ubiquitin-conjugating enzyme E2Q family-like 1
Exons: 2
Coding region: 706-1614 (302 amino acids)
Source: RefSeq, a predicted model, not a curated record
GCAGAUACAUCUUGCCUCUGCAGAGACUACCCGUUGGUUGCGGCGAGUGAUCGCCCUGCUUAUUCAUUCCGUCCAGGUAGCGCAGCAGUGGCCGCUGACGCGCUACGUAUCUGACGCGACGCCGCCGCCGCCGCUGCCGCUCUCCAGUCGUGCAGCUCUCUCACUCCUCCAGUCUCGGGUGAGCCGCAGUUUCAUUCAGUUCGAGCAAGCAGCGCCACUAGACCUUCUUGCAGCUGCGGUUUCAUCCCUGCAAUGUCAUUCUGGAUUAAAGAAAAUCAUUUUCAACUCGAUUCACAAUAAGGGAUAAAAUUUACUACGCUUGUUGUUUUUGUUUUUAUAGAAUUAUUUUUAUCUGGAUGAUGACGGCGAAUGAAUAAAGGCGCAUACCUCUACUGUUGCCUAGCUGCAGAUAAUUUUCUAUAAGAACUGAGGUGGUCGUUUUCCGUGGAGGAAAAAAAAAAGAGGGCAGGAAAGCACGGAAUUGGACACGCGCAUCUCCACCAGCUUUCUUCUGUUUGCUGAUCGGCGAGGAACAUGGUGCUCGGCGGCACACAUCUGAGGAUCUCCUCUCCUUAAAGGGAGGCUGAAUGAAAAUCCCCCUCGCGAGGUCGGCUCCACCGUCUGCGGUAGAUCUGCACGCACAAGGGCGCCUGGCUCAUUGACUCCUGUUUCCCGCCCGUCCGCCCGCCAACCUACAGGAUUAUUAUGGCCACACUUUUGCGAAAAAUAGGUCUCAUUCGUCUUCACGACCGCGACACGGAGGAUCCUAAGCACCAUCAAGGCUCUUUCAAAGGCACCAAAAGCAACCAGAAAAACAGCAGCAAACACUGCAGCACGGGCAGCGACAGCAACAUCCUUGCCCCCGCCGACAUGAAAAGCAAGAAGACGGAGCAGCUGAAUAAGGACAAGCCAUCUGGCAAGGACAAGCAGCUGAGCAAAGACAGCAAGGAGAAGCAACAACAACAGCAGCAGCAACAACAACAGCAGCAGCAGCAGCAACAACAGCAGCAGCAGCAACAACAGCAACAACAGCAGCAGCAAGUCGGGGGCAGUAAGUCUCCCGGAGCCUCAUUACAACCCCUCGUUCCGCAUAGGCAGCACUGCACCCAGGUCCGGACGAGAAGGCUCAUGAAGGAACUGCAGGAGAUCAAGCGCCUGGCCGACAACUUUAUUUCCGUGGAGCUGGCCGACGACAACCUUUUCGAGUGGAAUGUCAAGUUGCACCAGGUGGAUAAGGACUCUGCUCUGUGGCAGGACAUGAAGGAGACCAACACCGAGUAUAUUCUGCUCAACAUCACUUUCCCCGAUAAUUUUCCCUUCUCCCCGCCCUUUAUGCGGGUGCUUACCCCGCGGCUGGAGAACGGCUAUGUCCUGGAUGGAGGAGCGAUCUGCAUGGAGCUGCUGACCCCCCGUGGAUGGUCGAGCGCCUACACGGUGGAGGCGGUCAUGAGGCAGUUCGCGGCCAGUCUGGUUAAAGGACAGGGCCGGAUCUGCCGGAAAGCUGGGAAAUCCAAGAAAGCCUUCAGUCGCAAAGAAGCAGAGGCCACUUUUAAGAGCCUGGUGAAGACCCACGAGAAGUACGGCUGGGUGUCCCCACCAGUGUCCGAUGGCUGACGGGAGACCCUCACACUUUUCCCCAAAGACUGUGAAACCUACCAUCACGUCCUCAAUGCUGCACAUCUCCCAUCCUUUCUACUUUUUAGUACUUUCAUGUAGGCGUGGCGGCCUUUAACUUCUCCAUGAGCAGAUGUGUUUACAGCUAAAUAUCAAUUUUAGUGGAUUGUGUUUCAAAACUGGAUAUGGCUCUUUUUUGGAAUUGAUUUCCCUGCUACUUUUUUUUUUUUUUCUUCUUCUUCUUCUUUUUUGGUUCUAAGACCGGUGGCACCAUUCCUUGCACCCGUUCCACUUCAUCUUGCGUGCUGCACUGUCCCAUGCGCCUCAAAGGCAGCAACGUACUGCACUGAAUCGCAUCACAGUUUCCAUUCACUGCUGCUCCUUUUCAUUUAAAUGCAAAUGAAUCUGUUAAUAUUUAAUAGACAGGCAGUGCAUUUGAGGAUCACUUUCUGCUGUGCUGUUUUCACAGGUCAAUGCAACUUGAAGAUUGUAAUUUAUGUGGAGCUACGCUCUCGCUCUCUCUGUUUUGCUCUUUAUCUUGUGGCUAAACUUAGACCUCACUGUAUUGUGUAAAUGGCCGUUGAUUUUUGAUGACCCAACAAAUCAUCCAAAUUUGGAGAGGUGCUGUAAAGGUAAAAAAGAAAAACAAGGCAUAUUAACUCUGAUUUAUUUAUUGAUAGCAUAAUGUGAUUCACUAAGACGCCUGAUGGUUCCAUUGCUUGUAGAUGCCCACCGUCAGGACUUGAAAGCAUUCAAAUGCAAGCGUUAGAAAUAAAAAUGGAAUGUGGGGUGUG